UCCAGUUGGCCCCGAGACACCGACACGGGAGGACUAAGUGCAUCGUGGCGACGCGCUCCUCUCUCUCUCUCUCUCCUUCUCUCCCUCGAGUCACUUACCAGUGGCAGGCGCUGCAGCAGGUACUGGAGGGUUGUGGUGCCGGUUGGGCAGUGUACCCCGCUACGCACCUCCUUCUUUGUGCUUAACCAGAGAGGCUUUAUGUGAUUGUUAAGAGAUUUUGUAAAAAUAAAAAAAUGUAUAUACAGACUGACUAAAUAGUGUAUUCUUGAAGAGUUUCUGGUGAAGUGUUAAUUACGGUUUAGCGUGUGACAGCGGCUUACUCUUGGAACUCAGACCUCGAACUACAUUUUCCCUGGAUGGUGCGAGAUAUAUUAAUGUUCUUUUGCUAUAUUUUUCUCUCGGUAGUACUUCACUCUUAGUCAAAUGUUAAGCAUUUUACUAACUUAUUUUGCAGAAAACUGUGUUCUGUAAAAUGGUUUACAAUAAUAUAUCUCGCUACUAUAUUGAGUUCUUUUAAACAACAUUUUUCAAGCAUAAACACUGAUAACCAACUGAGCUUGAAUAUAUGUAUUGAACAUUUUAGAAAUCAAAUUCAUUGUUGGUACACCAUGAUCGACAGUGUUGCCAAAUAUUAGUGACAACUGGAAGUGAUUUUAGACACUUUUUGUUCGGGCACUGGAAGGAUGGCACCGGUGCCUCCACUACCGCGUCUGGGGAUGCUGCAGCUGCCUCUCUGGACUCUUCUGACUGUAUGCUGCGUCCUGGCUCAAGAGCCGGCCGUCGCCUACAUCGAUCCCGAAUUAGAAGCUUUGGUGAGACGGUAUGAGGUUGAGGGCCUGGCGGGGGAGGAGGUCCGCUUGCCGUGUGAGGUGGACAAGGCCUCCUGCGGGGACUUCCACAGCAUCAAGUGGUACAAAGGCAACGACAGAGUCUUCAUCUUCUCCGACAUGGCCAACGUCAAGCGGGCCGAAGGGCCACUACUAGACAGAACGGACUUCCACUACGCGGCCAACGGCACGGACAGCAGCCUGGAGAUCUUCCCCCUACGGACGGAGGACGAAGGAUUAUACAAGUGUGAGAUCACGUACCUGGCCGUACGUGAGGCGUGCUCUGUCGUGCAGUUCGUCAACCUCACAACCUAUGCACUGCCGUCGUACCUUCAGAUGACCUUCGAAGACGGGUCGCCCAUCGAGAACGCCACGGUGGUGGGCCCCUUCGACGAGGGCGUCUCCCUCACCCUCGUCUGCGAGUCUGGCGGGGGCAAGCCCGUGGCCAGGGUGUCUUGGUGGAACGGUAGCCAGACCCUCCCAGGAGAAUACUCAGGCAUCUUGGAGCAGGACGGAGCGGGCGUGGGCAGGAACACUCUACGGGUGUCCCUCUCCAGGGCCGACCUGGGCACCACCAUCACCUGCGAGGCGGACAACGCCGCCAUGACCUCCCCCUUCGUGGCCUUCGUCACUGUCGAUCUCAAUGUGCCACCGGUGAGCGUGACGGUGACGGGGGCCGAGGCAGCGACCUACGAGGGGGAGGAGGUUACCCUCAACUGCCUGGUGAAGGGAGCUCGUCCGGCCGCCACCGUCACCUGGUUCAACGGCUCUGUUCCAGUGGAGGACGCGCCCACCCUCGUCAAUGUCCAGGAGGACUCGAGCGAGACCCGUCUUGCUGAUGACACCUUCGAGACCCGGAGUAACCUGAACUUCGAGGUCACCCGCUUCGAGAAUAGCCAGAGGUUCUCCUGCCAGGCCUCCAAUGUCGUCCUCCAGAACAGGAACCACAAGCCUAUGAGCAGUGGUGUCAGCCUUGAUGUUCAUUAUGCACCCAUCGUCCGAGUGAGUCCAGAGAACAUUACCGUCAAUGAGUCCAUGGAUGUACUCAUCUUCUGCCAGUACACCGCCAACCCCUCCAAGCUCACCCACGUCUACUGGUACCAGGACGGGCGGCAGGUGGACGUCGCCGGGUACCCAGAGAAAUAUGGCAAUGGCAACGUGGAUCACCCGUCCUUGCUCAUCAAGAACAGCUCGGCCGGGGACAUGGGCGAGUACACCUGCAGGGUCUCCAACUCCGUCGGCGCCUCUGAGGUCACCAACUCCGCCUUCGUCAGCGUCCAGUACCGUCCCCAGGUCCAGGUGGUGAUGGAGCCGAUGCAGCCCGUGUCCGAGGAGGACCGUGUCAACGUCACCCUCAACUGCGACGUGGUGAGGGCCAACCCAGAAUACCUCGUCCGUGUCCGGUGGUACCUGGACGGGGAACUCUUGAAGGAACUGCCGGAGUGCGACGGCAACUCGACAAUGUACGGCACCAACUCGGAGCUCUGCGACAUCGACCCCUCCAAGCUGCUCUUGGAGAACGUCUUCAAGGACUUCCACGGCAACUACUCCUGCGAGGGGAUGAAUGACGCCGGCUGGGGCACCCGCUCCAACGAGGCGGAGCUCAUCGUCCACUACCCCCCAGGCCAGGCCUUCAUCACCUACGAGCCCCCCAUGGUCGUCAAGGGCCUGUCGCUGGAGUUGACCUGUAACGUGGAGGACCCAGGCAGGCCGGCGGCCACCACCUUCAGGUGGUACCGGGGCUCCCGCCUGGUGGCCGACGAGACCUCGGCCUCCUGGACCAUCAACCCCGUGUCGCUGGAGACCGAAGACAACUUCACCUGCGUCCCCGUCAACAUCGAGGGGGAGGGGGAGAGAGCCGUCCUCCAAGUCGAUGUUUUGGCUGCUCCAGUGUUCAUCUACCGCCUGCCACACUACCACGGGGCCCUCAUGAACUCGGCGCAGGUGUCACUCUCCUGCAGGGUUGAGUGUUCCCCGCUGUGUACCAUCACCUGGCUCAAGGACGACCUCCCCUUCCUCAACGACACUCACUACAAGGUCAAGAACAGCGUCAUGCUCCCGGAUCCUUCCUCAGGCGACCUGGAGAGUGUGUUGUCGGUGCUGACCUGGCAGAUGGACCGCUGGCCUGAUGGUGUCCUCGACAGAGACCAGGACAACGCCAACUACACCUGCAGCAGUUCCUCCAACGUGGCUGGGCCGGGAGUUACCUCCAACACCUACUUCAGGGUCGAGUACCCGCCGGAGGAGAUCGUAGUGUCCGACUCGUAUAUCCAGGUGGUGGAGGGAGAGAUCCCCCCGAAGAUCGAGUGCCGGGCCUCCAGCUACCCCGAGGCCACCUACAUCUGGACGUACGGCGAGAAGACGGUGUCGACGGGCGCCGUCCUCCACCUCGACUACCCCAUCGAGAGGAAUCGCGCUGGAGACUACGAGUGCAUCGCGCAGAACCGUCAUGGCCAGAUGACCUCCACCUCCACGUUCGAUAUUUUAUUCAAGCCGGAGUGCAAGAUUGACCGGCUGGACGGAGGCAGCGGAGAGGACGCCCAUAUUCUCCUCAUCUGCCGCGCCGCUGCCAAUCCGGAGGAAGUCGUCUUCAGGUGGCGUAUGCUGAACGAGACGCUGACGCAGGACGUUGCGUCAGAAGGGCUGGAGUCCCGACUGCGUCUCCCAGCCACCGCGGCGUCGCUGGGCACCUACUACUGCUACGUUAACAACACCAUCGGGGAGUCUAUACCCUGCGAGAUCGACGUCACAGGUGUCGCAGGAAUCAUUGAGAAGCUGGGCGACGACAACAUCAUCGUCAUCUCCGCCAUCGUCGCCGCCGUCAUCGUCCUCGUCCUCAUCAUCUGCGUCGUCAUCAUCGUCAUCUGCCGCAGGCAAAGACAAGCCGGAAAAUACAACGGUGCAACCAGCUUACAGGAGAGAGAGAACCCUGAAGGGACCUCGCUCCGCCCCGACCCCUUCUCCCCCGUGUCAGUCCAACCCGUGCACAAGUGGCCCCUUCGCCCCGGCGUCCAUGUGCACCUCAACUCUCUCACUAGCCUGACGGACGACGCAAAGUGCUUACACAACAACAACACCAUGACCAACCUCUCGCUCCCUCCUACCACCGCCCCUCCACCACCACCCCUCAACCACCAUCCCUAUCACCCUCUCCACCACCACCACCACCCUCUGGCCAACCACAACCACCAGCCCAGCCUCUCCCACCCUCUCCACCCUCACCAGCAGUACCCUACGUUAGACAAUAAACGAAGAGGGUCUAGCCUUCGUAAGCUUAAUAACUCCCACUCCUUGCCGCGUCAAGCUUCCCUGGACAUCCCCAGGGAGAGUCUGGCGCCGGUGUCGCCCCCCUCACCCACCCACCUCUCUCACCCCUCUUCUGCGACUAACAACACCACCAGCAAACUAAGACCUAAAAGUGCUGUUUCUGACUUAGACGUUAACUUUCACACGGGGAGUUCAGUCGUGGUACAGAACAAGGCAGACACCAGCGACGGGUCAACGAGCGGACGGAAAAGAAAAAAGCCAGGUCAAGAUCCUGAAGCCUCAAAGCCCCCACCUACUGGUCCUAAGGAUAAUGGCGUACCCUCGCAACCCGACGAUGAGAAACAGACCUUCUAUGAGAACCUUCCCUUCCACGGCAUGCAGCCACCCCCCAACAAGCAGGACGCUCCGGAGGUGGCAGGCUCCGGUGUGGUGGGAGGAGGAGGAGGUGGUAGUGCAGGAGGCAGUCGACCUCCGAGCCAGCUGAGUCAGCAGGCAUCUUCCGGUUACGGAUCAACCCGAAGCAGGAAGGGCGUCAAUCUCAAUCAGUCUUGCUCAGAGGAGGGCUCUAAGGAUUCCCAGAAGGUGCCAGGGAGGCGAGACGUAAGUUUCCGCCAGGAUGUAGAGCAGAUGGAAGAUGAGAAGGAUUUCAAUCGUCUUCAGAGGCAGAAUUCAGAGUCUUACGGAUCUAUGAGAAGCACGUCAGAGAAGGUUGGCAAAAGUGCUCUGGCCAAAACAGCUGCUUAUUUUUCAAUGAGACUUCCUGGAAAUAAGAGAAAGUCGAGAGCCAAAGGCAACAGUGAAGAAAAUCAUCAAAUGAUUGACCAGCAGCCUUCCAUACAAGCUAUCCCUCUCAAAGACUCUUCUCCCUCGCCUCUGAGAGAGUGUGAAAGCGAGGCUCUAGCUCCGGGCCAACAAACUACACACUUUACAUCUGAAACGAAACACACCAUCACAUCAGAACCGACUCAGACAACUCUAAUAGUAGAAUCUAGUCAGACGUCCAAGCUCACAGUUCUCACUAGACCCCCGUCAAGGGCAGAGUCUAAUAACAACUCUAUAUACUCAGAUAAUUCCACCAAUCAGAAUAUUCCACGCCCAGGCAGAACCACUAAUGCAACCAAUCACGAGUCCUCCUCUGACCCAAGAACAAGUGACGUCGCGGGAACCGCAGAUGCCAUGCCGACGCCAGCGCCACGGAAUGGUAGCGGUGGGAGAGUCACCCACACGUACCAGAAUAUUCCACUCCCUACCAAAGACAAACUUGCUCAACACCUCUCACAUCAACAGCCACAUCAUGUAUUGCCUGAGAACCGGAAGCCCGCCAACUACGGGUCAGCUCAGAAUCCUACGCCUAGCUCCUCGUCAUCGUCCUCCUCCCCUUCCUCAACCCACUACCAGCCACAGUACCAACCACAGUACCAGCCACAGUACCAGCCACAUUACCAAAGAAAUCCGCCGACAUACAAACAAUACCCAUCAUCUUCAUCGCUAAAAGAGUCCCAACCCCCACCUCCGUCAUACAACGCAUCAUCACGCCAGUCAUAUUCAUCAUCAACGUAUCCACACAGAUUGGAGAACCAAUCACAUCCUGCCACAUCCUACCCAAACAACCAGUCGCAUCCUGCCACGUCCUAUCCCAGUACCCAAUCCCAGAGUUCUAAAGCAUACCCACAGUCCGUAAACAGCCAAUCCCACCUCUCCAAAUACCCCCCCGGAGUGGUGUACGCAGACCUGGCCCUAUCCCGUAACGGCCAGCCCAACCAGUACAGAAGAGAUCUUAACACGGAGUAUGCCAUCCUUCAGUUUAAUGGUCCUAUUGUAGGGCAGGAAAUCGACGUUUAAAAAAAGCCGUUCCUUACUAACCUGGGCGGAGGCGAUUUGGAGUACGCCGAUGUGGACUACGCCACCUACAACUACGGCCCCAUCCCCUACAAGGCCGCCUCCAUCACCAACGCCCAGGAGAAGAAGGCCGAACACGAGGCCGAGUUGCAGGGAGUACCCGUCCGGCCCCCAAGGAAGAAGCAGUGAAGUUGGCCCACAGUGUAGGACGCCUCAGUUAAG
Molecule: messenger RNA, 6155 nt
Organism: Procambarus clarkii (red swamp crayfish)
Lineage: Eukaryota; Metazoa; Arthropoda; Malacostraca; Decapoda; Cambaridae
Source: RefSeq, a predicted model, not a curated record